Molecule: messenger RNA, 859 nt
Organism: Myzus persicae (green peach aphid)
Lineage: Eukaryota; Metazoa; Arthropoda; Insecta; Hemiptera; Aphididae
Exons: 2
Molecular function (GO): nucleic acid binding
Source: RefSeq, a predicted model, not a curated record
AUGUACAGGCAAGUAUGGGUAGACAGUAAUGGCCGAAAUUAUCAACGUAUAUUAUGGAGAGAUAAAAUUAAUGAGCCUAUAAAAACGUAUCGACUAUGCACAGUAACGUACGGUACAGUACCGGCUAGCUUCUUAUCGGUUGCAUGUUUACAAUUAACAGCGUCUAGCGGAGACGUGCCGUCAGAUAUAUCACAAAUAAUACUAAGUGAUUUCUGCGUAGACGAUUGUUUGACCGGCGCCUCGUCUAUUCCACAAGCAAUCAACCUACGUGACGGGUUAAUACGGCAUUUAAAUAACAACGGUUUUGAGUUAGAUAAAUGGACAUCAAAUAAUUCAAAUUUACUUAAAAAUAUUCUAAACCCCAACGAGAACUCAGUAUAUUCAUUGGAUAUGAGCGACAAAGUAAUUAAAACCUUGGGUUUAUUUUGGGCGCGGUUACCGAUUGUUUUGUAUACAAGACAUGAGCAUGAAUUGUUACUACAUGCGGGUCCUCAGGCAAUGUUGGCCAACGUGCGGCUCACGUAUUGGCCGAUAAACGGGCGUAGAACAGCGCGUAAGGUUGCUCAUGCUUGUAUAACAUGUUUUAAAAAUAAACCGAAAACACUCGAACCUAUUAUGGGAAACCUCCCGAAACUACGUGUAGAUCAACCGAUGCGAAGUUUUGAAAAUGCAGGUGUGGAUUAUGCAGGCCCUAUAAUGAUGAAAAUCAAUAGUCGACGUAAUUCGCCGUUACAAAAGGCAUAUGUAUGUAUAUUUGUGUGCCUAGCUACAAAAGCAGUACACAUUGAAUUAGUAUGCGACCUAACUACCGAUGCAUUUAUAGCUGCAUUGACCCGAUUUAUUUCGCGCCGUGGUAAAU